AUGUGGAAUGUGGACGACAUGAAGUGGGAGCCCCUGAAAAACUCUCUCCAGGGUGCCCCCGGAAGUAGAAUUUUGACGACAACUAGAAGCGAUGAGGUUGUUAGAGUGAUAGGCACGAACAUACGGCAAUCAGUGGGCCUACUAUCCCCUGAUGACUACUGGUCACUAUUGAGCAGGAUAGCCUUUUUCGGAAGAAGUGAGGAGGAGCGCAAGGAACUUGAAGGUAUUGGUAGAGAGAUUUCGACGAAGUGCAAGGGGUUGCCACUUGCUGCAAAAAUUAUGGGAAGCCUGCUACGACUGAAAGAUAUCGUAAUUCAGUGGCGAAAUGUUUUGGAGAGUCCUUUGUGGCAGUUGAAGGUAGUGGAGGAUAAGCUUUUCCUCCAUUUGUAUUUGAGUUACAAUGAUUUGUCUCCAGAAUGUAAAUGCUGCUUCUCUAGUUGCAUCAUCUAUCCAAAAGAUACCUUGAUACAUUUGGAUGAGCUUAUCAUGCUCUGGAUAGCACAUGGUUAUCUUGGUUCAAGUGGAAAUGUAGAUAGCAUGCAAGUGAUGGGGUUAGAGUUCUUUAAGAACCUAGUAAUGCAAUCUUUCUUGCAAGAGUUAGAGAUGGAUAAAUAUGAUGAAAGUAAAAUCUCUUGCAAAAUGCAUGAUAUAAUGCAUGACUUCGUCACUCAUCUCUCACAAGAUAAUUACUGCUUAAUCUUAGAUGAUGAAGCAGAGAUUACGAAUUGUGAUAUCGGAAAAGUUCGCACCUGUUGUGUUAGAAAUGUUUCUCAAAUAAGUACCCUUUUAAAUCUCUUUAGUGGUUUAAAAUGUGUUCGGGUACUUAUUGUGAGAAAUUGUCUUCAUAUUCCACAAGAGAUAGGAAAAUUAAUUCACUUGAGGUAUCUUGACUUGAUCUCCAAUUUUAUAAGUGAACUCCCAGAAACCUUGUGUGAUUUGUCUAAUUUGCAGACCUUGGAUCUCCGAAAAUGUAUCUUUCUCUCUGCACUGCCUCAAGGGAUCUAUAAACUAAGAAGUCUACGACACCUUCUCUUUGACGCUUGGAAGACGAAUUCAAUUUCCCAAGGAUUGGAGAGAUUAACUGGUCUUUGGAUUUUGAGCAGUUUCACAGCAGGAAGAGGAUCAAGUAAGUUGGGAUAUUUGAGAAAACUAAACAAACUUCGAGGAUCUCUAGAACUUAUUCUAGGAGACUUGACCCAGUCAGAAGACUUGGUUGACGCUAAGAAAGCAGAAUUGGAAAAAAAGAAAUACAUUAAAAAAUUGAACAUCAUUUUUCGGAGGGAGGUUAGGGCCGACAUAAUGGAAGCUCUUCAACCACCUCCAAAACUGCGAAGUUUAGGAUUCGUGAAAUACGUGGGCAAUGAAUUUUUGGGGAUAAUGGAGACUAUCCAGGAACUACCGAAUACGGGACCCGCAUUCCCGAAGUUGAGGAAAUUGCAUUUUUCCGAAUUUGACAAUUGGGAAACAUGGGAGGAUAUAACCGGGGAUGAAAAAGAGCAUCUCUUAAUAAUGCCAUGUCUCAGGGAGUUAGAAAUCAGUUAUUGCGACAAGUUAAAGGCAUUACCACAUUGCCUCCUUAGUAUGGCAUCGUCACUGGAGUAUUUGACUAUUAAACGCUCCUUAUGUCUAGGUUCACUUUACGGGGAGAGGACUGGAGACGAAUGGGACAAGAUAUCUCACAUUCCCACAUUAAGGUACACAGUUUGGAAGAUAUAA
This is a messenger RNA of Olea europaea var. sylvestris, 1716 nucleotides long. Its product is annotated as putative disease resistance protein RGA1. Bases 1 to 1716 code for a protein of 571 amino acids. The record is from RefSeq and is a predicted model, not a curated record. Gene Ontology annotation, molecular function: ADP binding; protein binding. The transcript has 2 exons. Lineage: Eukaryota; Viridiplantae; Streptophyta; Magnoliopsida; Lamiales; Oleaceae. Gene Ontology annotation, biological process: defense response to other organism.